Molecule: messenger RNA, 1347 nt
Organism: Colletotrichum orchidophilum
Lineage: Eukaryota; Fungi; Ascomycota; Sordariomycetes; Glomerellales; Glomerellaceae
Product: zinc carboxypeptidase
Exons: 5
Biological process (GO): proteolysis
Molecular function (GO): zinc ion binding; metallocarboxypeptidase activity
Source: RefSeq, a predicted model, not a curated record
GGAGGCGUGCCAGCUGAGCACUUCCCUUGGCUAGGUUUCGACCACUCGGUGCCAAGACUCUCGUCAACUUCAUUAAUACUAGUACUUAUCCAACUCACCAUGAAGGCCUCGCUCAUCUCAGCCGCCACACUCGUCCCCUGGGUAUUGGGUGCGACCGUUCCCAAGGCAGCCAAGGUCGACUACAACGGUUUCAAGGGUCUUCGAAUCACUCUGCCCGAGGGUGCUGAGGAUUUGGUCGACGAAAUCAAUGAGUUGGCUGCCACCAUUUUAAACCCUGGUUCCAAGGAGCAGCUCGAUGUCGUCGUUUCUCCCGACAAUGUCGAGGCCAUCAGCCAGCUGGCGGUGAAUGCUACGGUUCUCCUUGAGGAUGUCGGUGCUGCCUUUGCUGAGGAGGAUAUGGCCUCCGUCUAUGCUGUUCCCAGUGAGACGUGGUUUACUGCCUACCACAGCUACGCCGACCACUUGAACUUCCUUAGAGACCUCCAAAGCAGCUUUCCCAGUCAGUCUGAAGUGGUUACUGCCGGCUCAUCUUUCCAAGGACGAGCCCUCACUGGCAUUCAUAUCUGGGGGAGCGGAGGCAAAGGAUCCAAGCCGGCCGUUGUCCUUCACGGCACCGUUCACGCUCGAGAGUGGAUCAGUACUAUGACCACCGAGUACGUGGCUUGGCAACUUUUGACCAAGUACGCAACCGACUCUGCCAUCAAGGCCGUCGUCGACAAGUUCGACUGGUACAUCACCCCUGUUGUCAACCCGGACGGCUUCGUCUACACUCAAUCUACAGACCGUCUCUGGCGCAAGAAUCGUCAGACCAACACUGGCAGCUCUUGCGUCGGCCGUGACCCCAAUCGCAACUGGCCGUAUAAGUGGGAGCUCACCGGAGGUGCUUCUACAAGUGCCUGCUCCGAGACCUACAAGGGUGCUGCCGCUGCCGAUACCCCGGAGAUUAAGGGUCUCAAGGCCCAGAUCGACUCCCUGUCCGCCAGUAGGGGCAUCACACUUUACCUCGACGUCCACUCCUACGGGCAGUACAUUCUGUGGCCUUAUGGAUACGAUUGCAAGUACGUUGCUCCGGAUGACGCUGCGUUACAAACUCUGGCCCAGCGCGGCGCUACCGCCAUCCGUGGCGUUUCUGGCACCAGUUAUACCAUUGGCAACGCUUGCCGUGCUCUGUACGCGACCACAGGCGAUAGUACCGACUACAUUCACGGCGUUGCCAAGUCCAAAUAUACCUACACCAUCGAACUCAGAGACAGAGGAUCUUAUGGCUUUUCUCUUCCUGCCAGUCAGAUCUCGGCUACCGUGAAGGAAACAUGGGCUGGAGUCCUUGCCAUGGCUCAGGCAGCGUAA